Molecule: messenger RNA, 1425 nt
Organism: Penicillium nucicola
Lineage: Eukaryota; Fungi; Ascomycota; Eurotiomycetes; Eurotiales; Aspergillaceae
Product: SUN domain-containing protein
Exons: 2
Coding region: 1-1425 (474 amino acids)
Source: RefSeq, a predicted model, not a curated record
AUGAAGUUCGAGGUCACAUCUUCCCGCGCCGCCGCGCUCAUCGCUCUCAUCGCGAGCGCUGAAGCUGCCAAACAUGGCCAUGGUCACAGCCAUGCCCAUAGCCGUGAUGUUACCCUGGAAAAGAAGAGCGGAAAGUGUCAGUUUCCCACUGAUGCUGGCCUGAUUUCUGUCACCCCGAAUGAGCAGAAUGCCGGUUGGGCUAUGAGCCCUAACCAACCCUGCAAGCCUGGAAACUACUGCCCCUAUGCCUGCCCCCCUGGUCAGGUUUCUAUGCAGUGGGAUCCCAAGGCUACCUCCUACUCCUACCCCAUGUCAAUGAAUGGUGGUCUGUACUGUGACGAGAGCGGAGAGAUUCAGAAGCCAUUCCCUGAGCGUGACUACUGUGAGGAUUCCAAGGGAGCUGUGAAAGCUCACAACAAGGCUGGCAAGGCCGUGUCUUUCUGUCAGACUGUGUUGCCCGGAAACGAAGCCAUGCUUAUCCCGACCAUGGUUGAAGAGCUCGAAGAUCUGGCUGUGCCUGGCAUGUCCUACUGGUGCUCUACUGCUGCCCAAUACUAUAUCAACGCCCCCGGUGUCUCUGCCGAGGAGGGUUGCAUCUGGGGUACUUCCGCGAACCCCGUCGGCAACUGGUCUCCGUAUACCGCUGGUGCCAACACUGAUGCCUCCGGUAACACUUACUUGAAGAUCGGCUGGAACCCCAUUUAUCUGGAGCCCACUACUCCCUUCCGCGACGUCAAGCCUGACUUCGGUAUCGAGAUUGUGUGCGAGGGUGAUGGUUGCAACGGCCUGCCCUGCAAGAUCGACCCCGCUGUCAACUCCGUCAAUGAGAUGAUCGGUACUCCCUUCACCGGCGCCGGCGGCGCUACCGGCUGUGUUGUUACCGUCCCCAAGGGCGAGACCGCCCACAUCGUCGUCUUCGAGAAGGAGGGUAGCGGUAGCAGCGCUAGCACUGAGUCCGAAACCAUCUCGGUUCCCACCAGCACCGCCACUCCUACUAGCACCAGCACUUCUACCCCUACUCCCACCCCGACUAGCACCAGCACCAGCAUCAGCACCAGCUCCUCGACCGAGACUCCUACCAGCACUCCUACCCCCACCUCUACCCCUACUCCCACUCCCUCGUCGACCGAGACUCCGACCUCCACCCCCACUUCUAGCUCCACAUCAACCGUCAGUGCUAGCUCCACAAUGACCCCCAUGUCUAGCGCCGCCUCCAGCACUAGCCUGCCUAAGUCGACCGGCUCUCUGAGCUACACCUACCAGCCCCACGUUCUCACUGGCUCUGCUGAAAUUGCCAUGGCCUCCUCGACCACCGCUGCCGCCGCUGCAUCCUCUUCCGCUGGUGCCAAUGGUGCCGCCAGUGCUGCUGUCUCGGUUCUGACCCUGGCCUUUGGUACUGUCGCUGCCUUGGCCGUGAACUUCUAA